Messenger RNA from Phasianus colchicus (ring-necked pheasant), 1869 nucleotides. NCBI's taxonomy places the organism in Eukaryota, Metazoa, Chordata, Aves, Galliformes, Phasianidae. The record is from RefSeq and is a predicted model, not a curated record.
AAAAAAAUACCACAUUAGCCACUGUUAAAAUUUCCUACUCAAAUUUUACUUCAUUUCCUCGUUAUUUGCCCGGCGUAAUUUCAGAGAUUAAUUUUGGGUCAUUUGCAGGUAUGUCUCUCAUUCGCUGUCUCAUUUUUCCAGGUAUCAUCUUUGGGAAUCAGUAUUUCACCAGUUCAUCCAGUUCCAAAUGAGUUUCCACGGAUUACAUAUUUGGAGCUUAAGUUGGGAUGACACAGGACGAGCACAGCACCCACAGGCCGGGUCUGGCCACGUGCCUCAGAACAGGGCCGAUGCCAGGGCCAUGGCAGCCCAGGGCAGCUGAGAGGGGCCACGAUGGGCGGGGCCAAAGGGUGGGGCUGGGGCGUCUGUGACAUCACAGUGCGUCACAAUGCGGGGCUGCUGUUGAGGCUGUCAGCAGGCAGCACCGCUCCACUUUGGCCUGGGCCAGCGAUCAUGGCUUUGGCGUUUGUCUUCGCCUUGUUGGCGCAGAGAGUACCUUCUGUUGGUGAUGAUUUGGAUGCAGACACGCUCGAACGCAUGCACCAGUAUGAGGUGUACAUGCAAGAGAAGAUGGCAAAGCUGCUGCUGGAGAUGGACAAGAAGUUUGCUGAGGAGAGCAGGAUGCAGGCGCAACGCUUGCACUUCUCCGCACUGCAGUCCUGGAAAAUUUGGGCCUUGGCUGUACUGCUGCUUGUCCUUCUCUUCUGCCACAUCUGGUACAGGAAAAGGCAAGCUCGACUACUGGCUGAGCUACGGAACGAAUGCAACUGGGAGAUGAGGGCGCCGGUGUGCCAUGGAGAGCCUGGUGACGUCACCUACAUGAGCAGGUUUUACUCCGAGUUCUCCAUUUGGCCGCUGAAGACCCGGGCAGACAAGUGCAAGGUGGUCGAGGAGCUGAUUGAUGAACUUCUGAGCGCCUGUCAGACAGUUCCCCAGAGCUACUUCAUGCCACGCCUGCAGCCAGCCAUCGGGGUGGGCGUCGGCUUUGAAGGCAGGGGUCCCGAAGGCUGCUACACCGUCUACCGCAUGCUCGUGCCCCUGAAGGCACCCCCGGGACACGUCUUCCACUUGGAGGUGGGCCCCAGCGCCAGGAUAGGGGUGAGGAACGCCUGCCUCCGCGUGGAGCUCCAGUGCAUGUGCGCAAGGGAGCAGCACAUGCCGCACAUGACCUGCUUCCUCCACCACCCUGAGGACCAGCUGAGGAGAGAGCAGAUGCCCAGCCUCCUACAAACCCUCUGCGUCGACUCCUACCUGGAAAUGGAGAAAACCGCAACCUGGUUCCAGGAACUGGUGAUGGAAGCCUGGGUGGCUAUGCCUCAGUCGGCCACAAUGAACCUCGAGUUGCUGCCCUCCAGCCGACACUGCAAGCUCAAGCUGACCACCGCCACCAGCAAAACCCUCUGGAUUGAGCUCAUUCUCGGCAUACAGCAAGACUCGCAAACGUACCUGACCUUUGAGUAAGCAGGGGCUGUUGUUAUCAGCGGCACGAGGUGGCCGCAGAGACGCGCUGCUGCAGAGACCCAUUUCUUCGGGAAGCAGCCACUACAGCACCUUACAUCUGAGGGAUUUCAAAAGAAACUGCUUACUUAAGGCAGUGGUUGCACAGCAAGACCAUAAAGACCCCUUUCUGAGCAGCCAGGAGACACAGACAGCUACACUCAUAUCCUAGUUGGCCACUGACAUUUCUACAUAUGCCACGGGAAUCCAGCCUUUUAGAUGCCUGGCCCACAAGGGGUGAAGAGGAAUUGUCUUCAGCCACACAGAAAACAUAGUUAACGUAAAUCAGUACAAACCAUUAUUUCAUCCAUGCAUAUGUUUUAUUAAAAUGUAAUAAACAUUAAAAACCCAACAACAACAAAAAAAACAAAA